UACCCCAACUGGCCUGAAUAAAGUCCUACAGAGACUGAGCUGGGACAGUAGAGUAGUCUGACCUCACACAUAUAUAGUGUUUGAUUUAAGGGGGAAAAGGACGAGCUGAUACAAAAUCUGGCAACAUGGUUGUGGCGGGCUGCACGAAAUGCAUAAAAUAUAUGUUAUUUUUCUUUAAUUUCAUUUUCUGGCUCGCCGGAGGUGUGAUCUUAGGAGUGGCCCUGUGGCUCCGCCAUGACAGUCAAACCAGCAACCUCCUCAUACUCCAGUUUGAAGGCCACCAGGCACCAGGCACCUUCUACAUCAGUGUGUACAUACUGAUAGCUGUCGGUGCUGUGAUGAUGCUCGUGGGCUUCCUCGGUUGUUACGGCGCCAUUCAAGAAUCUCAGUGCCUGUUGGGGACGUUCUUCUUCUUUUUGGUGAUCCUCUUCGCUUGUGAAGUGGCUGCAGCCAUGUGGGGUUUCAUGAACAGGGACACAAUCUCCAAAGAACUGAUCAACUUCUACGACUCGGCGUACAUCAAAGCUGUUGAUGUGUCAGGGUCUCCCAGCAAAGACUCUGCCAUCAAGGUGCUGGAUGUUUUCCACACUACGCUGGACUGCUGUGGUAAAGGAGACGACACCGCGCUCUUCAAACAAGUCGCCAGUACCUUGUGUCCCAGAAAGUCAGCUGAAGAUUUCCUGAAAUCUCAGAGCUGCCACGAUAAACUGAUCGAGCUGUUCUCGGAGAAGCUCUACCUGAUCGGUCUGGCUGCCUUGGUGGUUGCUGUCAUCAUGAUCUUCGAGAUGAUCUUCACCAUGGUGCUCUGUUGUGGGAUCCGUAACAGCCCUGGAGCGUACUAGGAGUCCAGCCAACAAGCAACAGCAGCCUUUUAAUGGAAGUAUUUUAUUAUGUUUCUCUUCCUUUUGAUUAUAACACAACAAGAUGGAUAUCUCUUGUUUUUUUUAUUCUAGAUUAGAAUUUGUUUUUAAUAUUUGUUAACCAUCAACACUCAUCUUUCUUACACAAUAAUUUUCUUUAUUUAUCACACAACACUUCAUAUGAAUCUUUUAUACAUGUGGUAUGUUGUGAAAUAUUUCUCUGAGAUCAUAAUGCUGUUUUUAAUGGAUGUAUAAAUUGUAUAUAUACUUGUCAUGUGUUAAUAACACUUAGGAGAGUGCAUGUAUUCCCUGAUUGAUUGUGUGUGGUGCGUCUCGCUGCAGAGUUACAGUGUUAUAAUAUAAUUUAAGCAGCAGGGCUUCAGUGGUCUGAGGUAAUGGACCGUCUUACUCUAAUGACUAUCAGGAUGACGAGUCUUUUAGAUGACUGUCUGUCUCUUCUUGGUGCCAGUUCUGUGACAGUCAUGUCUUCUUACGCAACCUGUUUUUUAAUAAUGCUAAUAAGUUAUGCCACCUUUCUUUCUUUCUUUUUUAUUAUUGGUGGAGCAUGCACUACACCGGUGUUUCCCAACCUUUUAUUGUUGCUUGUGACUCCGUAAGAUGAAGCAAAUUCUUGUUCCAGGUCUAUAAAUUGUGAUUUUCACUUUUCAUAUUAUUUUGUUUGAAUUAUUUUUAGAAGUUUUAAGAGGUAAAAGUGCAGUAUUUUGCGAAAAAAAAAAAAGAGAGAGCAAUAAAUAGAGAAAUGUCAGGAAAAUAAAAGUAUUUUGUGUAUCCAAAUGA
Sebastes umbrosus (honeycomb rockfish) is the source of this 1658-nucleotide messenger RNA. Its product is annotated as CD81 antigen-like. The transcript is spliced from 8 exons. The record is from RefSeq and is a predicted model, not a curated record. The coding region runs from base 126 to 842 and encodes 238 amino acids. Lineage: Eukaryota; Metazoa; Chordata; Actinopteri; Perciformes; Sebastidae. Gene Ontology annotation, cellular component: membrane.